Molecule: messenger RNA, 3199 nt
Organism: Copidosoma floridanum
Lineage: Eukaryota; Metazoa; Arthropoda; Insecta; Hymenoptera; Encyrtidae
Product: sphingomyelin phosphodiesterase 4
Biological process (GO): sphingomyelin catabolic process; glycerophospholipid catabolic process; ceramide biosynthetic process
Molecular function (GO): sphingomyelin phosphodiesterase D activity
Source: RefSeq, a predicted model, not a curated record
UGGUACUUUUUACUGCGAGCACACCAACAUGGUUUUGGUUACAUUUUUCUGUAUGUAAUGAUCAAUUAAAUUCAUAAAAAAAUUAUAAGUCAGUAUAUAGUUUUAACUUUUCAAAUACUUUUAAUUUUAUUUGUGUGAUUGGAUAAGUGAUUAAAUGCUUGAAGUGAAUAUUUCACAAAGUUCCAAAGUGGUAGACGACUAUCAGCAACACACGCGCAACAACUCCAUGUUACUUUCAAUAAGAAUAUGUAAACAAGAGAAAUUUUGCGAUUGUUGGAGAUUUAGUUUUAUUUAUUGUGAAUAAAGUUUUAUUAGUAAAUAAAUCAUCAUGGCGAACAUGAUAGAUAUGAUAACGGGAAGAGUCCAACAUUACUUGACAUUACCAAUGGUUCAACGGUGCUCAGAGCUUACUACGCUUAUUAAUGAAUUAAGCACAAAUGAGUUGCAACACAUCUUUCCAAUGCUCAUUAAUUCUAUAUUUGGUCUAUCUGGCGACAAUGUUGGCUGGAGUCUUCACACUUUGACAUUGAAAAAAAAUCCUUUGGAUUAUGAGAUCCUGUUGAGUUUUUUAAGCCCAAUGGGUCCAAUGUUUUCCCUUGUUUACAAACUACUGCCUGAUUGCUAUUUGAAAUACAAUUUCUCAGUAUCUUAUCUGCCAGCAAAAAUCAGACUCAUGCUAGAAGAGGGAAUCAUUCCACCAUUCUACUUGGACAAACUCAAAGAUGAUGGCAUUCGUCCGUGUGCAGUUUUGUGUAUGAAUCCCUUUGAGUAUUACAUCUUUCAUUUUGUAUUUCAUCUAACUAAUCCCUGGUUACAAGUCCCACCACAAGAGAGUAUUUUUUCAUCCUAUGACACUGUAUAUUUUGAGCUUGCCAAUAGAUACUUGUGUCAUUUUCUACCAAAAGAUAAUUCACCAGUAUUGCCUAUUAUUGGUCCAUACAUCAAAAAAACUUCUUCAAGAAAACUGAUGCAGUCACCAGACGUAAAAAGAAUGCAAACUACACGCCUUCUAAAAGCAACAAUAGUCAACCCUAAUUCUAUGAGCCCUGAAAGCGGUGUACCACAACAGCAGCAGUGCUUAUCACAGGUUUGGAGAAGUGAAACCCUUGUACAAGUUAUCCUUGAUUUUUGGCUAGAGUUUACAGAAGAUGAACACUUUUCUCUCAAUUCAAGUUUAUCAGUUCAUGGGAAUUUGCCUCGAAAAAGUUGUAAAUAUACUGCUGAGCAUAUGCGUCUUAUCAGACAGUUUAUAAAAAUUCUGUAUAAAUUUACAAAUAGUUUUAUCAGCGACGGAAGUGCCAUGGAUGAAUUAAAAAGAGUAAUCCUGCCAUCUGUGCAAGGAAAAAUUUAUACAUUCUUAAGCAAAACAAUGCAGCAUUGGCCACUUGAUGGAUCGUUUAUAAAUAUCUUGGAAGUUUGGUUGAGUUUUAUACAGCCAUGGAGAUAUGUUCCAGCUAUCUCAUACCUGAAACAAGGGCAAACAAUCAGAGAAGACAGAAGAGCUACUACGAUUCGCGACCCUGUUGAUUGGAUAUCGUUUGUUGCUCAGAAUUUGUUGGCAUACACCGCAAUUUUUCAACAGCUGCUACAGCGUUUUAUGAGACUCGAUCUAGUCGCUCCGAAAAAUGCUAAACAAUUGUUCAGAGUAACAAAGGUAUUCUCUCAACCUCACCUGGCAAAUAUGUUGCGGGACGUGGAAAACUGCAUUGACGAGGUUGCAUCGAUGCGCAAUCGCUCGACUAAUCAAUGGACAGGGAUGAUUCGCCAGCAGAUUCACGAUCUGGAAGGUCCAUCUUAUCAGUAUGUACCGAUGUUUUCUCAGGCUACUGUUUCCCAGGUGAUUUGUUUUCUAAAUAUGAUAAACCAGGCGUAUUCUACUUCAGUGAGUUUAGUAGAUGCGUUAGAAAAACAACGGGUAAAUAAAGGAUUCUUAUCAUCAAUCUGCGAAUUUUUGGGCAUUGAGAGUAAGUCUGUCAAUGAUGUAAGUCUUGAAACGCGCAGAGAGGUACCGGAUUACCUUGCAAGCGUGAGGAUUCAAUUGAUAGAGAUAUUCGAGAUUGAUGAAAACGCUAUUCCUCAUGUUCCUGCUGUUGCUGACCAGGAAUACCACGAGAGCGUGUUGCAGACGUCACAUCAUCAUCCAUCCACACUCGACUCUAGUUUCAACUCAAAAAGACCGGGCGUUUUUGUCCCUGUACCCGAUAGCCGUCAAAGUUGCAGAUACAUCGAGUACAUGGGUGAUCCCGAAUUGCAACCAGUUUGUAGCUACGAGAUCGCAUUCUUGGUUCGAUUAUUCUACAAAUUGAGCAACUACUUGAAUACAAAGUAUCGGCAACAACUAACGGAGACCUACAAUCGGGAGACUUUUCUCGGACGAGUCACUCGACAGAUUUUGCAGCCUCCGACGACCGUCGUGCAAUUGCCAAAACGCACAUCACAAGGAUUUUCGUCUGGAUACGAAAAAAGAUUACCACCGCAUGUCAGUCUCCGGUCGGCUGCUAGUUAUCAUUUUCUGGUUUAUUUGGCCAUCGGAAUGUCCGUUUUCUGGAUGCUUAGUUUCGGAACGACUCAAUACUUGGCUUUCUUACUUUCUCUUUGGACAUUUAUAGUAUUAUUCAAGGCUGUCACUGAGCCCUGGAGGACCAGAUGCACGACUGAUUUUUCUCACAGAGUUUCCUUUUCAACUAGCUUUUAUUGAAAAUGCAAAGUCAAUGUUUCUUCUGUUUUUUGCAGAGAUAGUCAUGCCAAGUGAUCACUGUAUUCCUUCAAAGAAAUUGUGAUUAUAAAUAAUAUCUAACAUAUAUUUUUUGCUAACUGACUGAAACGCGUAUUUUUAUAAAGAAUGAAAAAAUAUGGAACAAUUUAACUUUUACUUUUUAUAAGGAGACAGUGUUACACAUUAAUACACGUUUUACGUGAAAGUUUAUACUCCGUACAAUUGUGUGGACAACAUCGUCAGGAACAUGAUCGAUCAAUUAUUUAUUGUAAGCGCCAAGAUUCGAUAUUCUGCGCAUACUGGCAGCUUAAACCACAUGUUCAUUAAAGCAUUCGUUACCUUUGAACUUCUCGUAAAAGUGAAAUUAAUACUCUAAUCGAUCGGAUGCACUAACAAAAAAAAUUUUUUAAACGACGGAACAUUUAAGACAAUAUAUAAUUUAAUGUAAUGAUUAACGCUUAAUAAAACUUCCUUGUCGUUGCA